Cololabis saira (Pacific saury) is the source of this 1923-nucleotide messenger RNA. It is a transcript of the gene jun, whose product is annotated as Jun proto-oncogene, AP-1 transcription factor subunit. Gene Ontology annotation, molecular function: RNA polymerase II cis-regulatory region sequence-specific DNA binding; DNA-binding transcription factor activity, RNA polymerase II-specific; transcription factor binding. Gene Ontology annotation, cellular component: transcription regulator complex. The coding region runs from base 348 to 1244 and encodes 298 amino acids. Lineage: Eukaryota; Metazoa; Chordata; Actinopteri; Beloniformes; Belonidae. Gene Ontology annotation, biological process: regulation of cell cycle; regulation of transcription by RNA polymerase II; regulation of cell population proliferation. The transcript has a single exon. The record is from RefSeq and is a predicted model, not a curated record.
GGUUUGCUCCACGCUGUCCACAACUAGUGUACACACAGACGGCGGGGAGAGAGGCUCUGCUCACGGGACACAAGUUACAACCAUAGCCGCCGUGUCACUUAAGAACUCAAAACAAGUUUGGAUACUCUGGCAAACACUUUGUGAACUGUCACUCUGAAUACUCGGAAAGAAGAAAGAAGUAAGUUUUGAUUCCUGUGUCAAGAAGUGCGCACUGACUCUGAUUUUUUUUUUUGGAGGCUUUUACGCACAGAUUGGACUUUUGGAAGCCGUUUCUUUCAAGAAGAAGUGAAGGGAGUGACGAAAAGUUGCUUUUGAAAGACUUUCUAGUGACUUUUACUCUCACUUCUAUGUAUACCAAGAUGGAAACUACUUUCUAUGACGACUCGGUCAACGCUUUCUCCCAGCACGACACCCCCGGCUACGGAUACAGCAACCCGAAAGCCCUGAAACACAGCAUGACCCUGAACCUGUCCGACCCCGCGGGCUCCAUGAAGCCCCACCUGCAGCGCAAGGCCGGGGAGAUGCUCUCCUCCCCGGACGUGGGUCUGCUGAAGCUGGCCUCCCCGGAGCUGGAGCGCCUCAUCAUCCAGUCCAGCAACGGGCUCAUCACCACCACCCCGACCCCCACACAGUUCCUCUGCCCCAAGAACGUGACCGACGAGCAGGAGGGCUUCGCCGAGGGGUUUGUCCGAGCCCUGGCCGAGCUGCACCACCAGCACAUGCCGGGCACCGCCGCCCCCCCGGCGGCCCAGGCCGGGGGGGCAUCCGACUCCCCCGUCUACGAGGACUUGAACACUUUCAACCCGGCCAUCAGCACCGUCUCGGCCCCCAGCUACACCCCCUCCGCCCCGGCCAUGUCCUUCCCCGCCGCCGCCCCGCAGCUGCCCGUCUACGGCCAGCAGCUGCCCCGGCUCUCAGCGCUCAAAGAGGAGCCCCAGACCGUGCCCGAGAUGCCGGGGGAGACCCCGCCUCUCUCCCCCAUAGACAUGGAGAGCCAGGAGCGCAUCAAGGCGGAGAGGAAGCGCAUGAGGAACCGCAUCGCCGCCUCCAAGUGCCGCAAGAGGAAACUGGAGAGGAUCUCGAGGCUGGAGGAUAAAGUGAAGAACCUGAAGUCCCAGAACUCGGAGCUGGCGUCCACCGCCAACAUGCUGCGGGAGCAGGUGGCCCAGCUGAAGCAGAAGGUGAUGAACCACGUCAACAGCGGCUGUCAGCUCAUGUUGACGCAGCAGCUCCAGACCUUCUGAGGGGCGUCAAAGUGCGCUGGAGAGACAGAGAGAGAGGGACAGAAACAGAACAGACUCUGGUUGAAAGAAACGGACGCUUUCUGUGGUGGCGUUGUCUCCCGAAAAACCAUGGCAGGGAUUUGGGAUGGAGCCGCACUGACGCUCCUGGAGUGCCCAGCGCUCUUCCCGGGGGCGCGUCCUAAAGACCGGCCCGGGACAGUGACAGGAGCCGUGGACCACCAGGGGCCGUGCAUGGCAGCGAGCAAGGACGCUUCUCUGUUUCUGUUUGGGUUUUUACAGACAUGGGCAGGACUGACGUUUUCUUGAUUGAUAUAGCCGGCUCUGCACGAACCUUAUCAUUAUAUCAAAGGAGAAGAUCAGUAUUAAGAGGAAUCAAGAGCCUGCAGAGACUUUUUUCUUGCUGUAGCCAUAAUGGCCUCAAAUAUGGGCGUGUUGUCAUAAAUAACUGAAAAGUUGAAACAAUUGCUGCCUGACUUCUGAGUUACAGUACAAAGUAAAACAUUUUUCUUAUUUGUAAGAAGUUCAGUUGGAAAAGCUUCAAAAUUGACUUUGUUUUUUCUAAAGCUGUUUAAUGGGGUUUCACUCAUUGUUAUAUGUACAUAAGAUCAACUUGGAGUACUUAAGUUUAUAAUUUGUAAUAAGAAUACUGUAUAUGUUUUUUUAUGUUUUUCUGAGCACU